Vigna unguiculata (cowpea) is the source of this 1074-nucleotide messenger RNA. RefSeq lists its product as uncharacterized. NCBI's taxonomy places the organism in Eukaryota, Viridiplantae, Streptophyta, Magnoliopsida, Fabales, Fabaceae. The record is from RefSeq and is a predicted model, not a curated record.
AUGGACCCAGACGAAUUCGUAUCUAUUUACACCAACCAGGUGGGGUUAUAUUCCACGGACGACGCCGUCCUAUGUAAGUCGUUUUCGGUGGCCCUCAGAGGGUCGGCUUUAGAGUGGUUCAUGAGCCUUCCUCGCUACACCAUUGACUCCUUCACCACGCUUACCACCACCUUCACCACCCAGUUCGACACGAGUCGUCGCCACGACCUCACCACAAUUGCCCUCCUCAAUCUCAGGCAGGAGGAGGGAGAACCUCUCCGAGUUUUUAUCGACAGAUUUGGCGCCAUAGCCAUGAAAAUCAAGGACCUCACCCCCAAUCUCAUAUUGAUGUACAUGAUGACCUCCCUCCGGCCAGGACCCUUUGCUGAUGAGUUAGCAAUGCGUCCCCCCAUAAGCAUGCAGGAGCUUAGGAAAAGAGCGGCCAUGUUUAUCAGAGUUGAGGACAUGAGGCGAUACCAAAGUAACGCUCAGACCCCCUCAGCACAAACCAACAUCAUGAGGCCUAAUAAAGAGCGUCCGCGCCCCCCCCCCCCCCCCCCCCCCCCGCGUGAACAGAACCGUCCGAUGGAGCGAAGACCCGCUAAGUUCUCCAACUACGCUCCCUUGAACGCACCCAGAUCUCGCAUACUAGACGAAGUCCUGCAGGCAGAACUCAUCCCCCCGCAUAGGAAGUACCAAAACCCACCUAAUGUGGACCUGAGCAAGUACUGCCAUUACCAUCACAACAACGACCAUACGACUGAUGAAUGCGAUACACUGCGGGACAAGAUAGAAGAACUCGUGCGGGCUGGACAUCUCAAACAUUACAUAAGAGAAACCGGGGAAGGCCCACCCAGACCUCGUUAUGAGAGAAAUGACAAUAGGCGAGUCGAGCAACGAACGGACCAGCGAACUGAGCGCAGAGAGCCAAGAAGAGAACCCGCAAGAACCCAACAUACAGAACAAAGAGCGCCAGCUCAACCACAACCCAGACGAACCGACGAUAGACCACCCCUACGCGGAACAAUCAAAACCAUAUCUGGAGGAUUUACCGGAGGAGGGAGGUCAUCCUCCUCCAGGAAAAGGCACCUAUGA